CCUUCCCUGGCUGAGUCGUCAGUCUGUGCUCAGGUUGUGUCGGAGACAGAGCUCCGAGAGAUGACUCGCUAGAGCUAGCCAUGGAUACCUUUCUGGCAGUGCUUAGUUCCUCAGCAACCAAUUUGGAUAAUUAGUUGAAGAAGAGACAAAAAAAUAUUAGAACGUCUGAGUGAUCCGUUAAUUUAUUUUCAACCGAUCUUUUCACUUCUCUUUCGACGACUGUCAAAAUGGCGAAGGGCGGCAAAGGAUGUCGGCUGACGUGGGUGGACGAGAACCUGGCCAAAAUGUUCUACAAACUGGGAAUUCAGGUGGCCACGCGUCCGGCCUACUUCCUGCUGAUCCCGCCGCUGCUGGCCGCGCUGUUCGCCACGGGAUUCCAGCAGAUCGAGUACGAGAUCAACCCCGAGUACCUAUUCAGCCCUGUGAACGGGCACGGCAAGGUGGAGCGGCGCAUCGUGGAGCACUUCUUCCCGCCCAACGACACGACCCGCUUCAACGUGGGCCGCAUCACGCGCGCCGGCCGCUUCGGCCGGGUCAUCGUGGUGGCCAAGGACGGCGGCACCAUGCUGCGCACCGACAUCUGGCGCGAGAUGCGCGUGCUGGACCACAUCAUCCGCAACGCGACGGCCGAGUACGACGGCGAGUACUACCGGUACGCCGACUGCUGCGCCAAGUGGCAGGACGAGUGCUUCCGCAACGACAUCCUCGAGCUGGACGCCGUGCUGCCCGAGGUGGAGAAUGGCACCCUCAGGCUCACCUUCCCCGUCAUGUUCAACCCAGUCACGUGGGACACGCACAUCUUCCCCGUCAACUUCGGCAACACGGUCGUCGACGGCGACGGCACCAUCGUCACGGUGCCCGCCGUCCAGCUCGUCUACUUCGCCGCCGCCGACAACAAACGCAGGGACGCCAGGGGUGCAAGGUGGGAAGAAUCAUUCCUGGACGCGGUGGGCGAGGCGGAGGAGAGCGGCAUCUGGGAGCACAUCUCGGUGGCGCGGUUCGCGUCUCGCACCCUCGAUCUCGAACUGGAGAAAAACACGCGCACCGUGGUGCCCUACUUCAGCACGACGUUCAUCAUCAUGGUGCUGUUCUCGGUCACCUCGUGCAUGAUGGGUGACUGGGUGCGUUCCAAGCCCAUCCUCGGGCUGCUCGGCACGGUCAGCGCCAUCGCGGGCACCCUUUCCGGCUUCGGAUUCAUCUGCUACUGCGGCGUCAAGUUCAUCGGCAUCAACCUGGCCGCGCCCUUCCUCCUUGUCGGAAUCGGCAUUGACGACACGUUCGUGAUGUUGGCCGCGUGGAGGAGAACGCCGGUGACCCUGCCGGUGCCGGAGCGCAUGGGCCGCAUGUUGGCCGAGGCCGCCGUCUCCAUCACCAUCACCUCGGUCACAGACGUGCUCAGCUUCUGGAUCGGCCUCGCCUCCACUUUCCCGUCCGUACAGAUUUUCUGCCUCUACACAGGAACCGCCGUUCUGUUCACCUUCCUGUGGCACAUCACGUUCUUCGCGGCGUGCGUGGCGCUGUCAGGGUACGCGGAGGAGCGCAACCUGCACUCGAUCACCGGGAUGAAGGUGAAACCUGUGUCCGAGUCUGACGACGAGUCGUGGCUGUACCGGCUCUUCUGCACGGGCGGCAUCAACCGCAACGCCGCGUACAACGAGCGCGACAACAAGGAGCACGUGGCCAUGGCCUUCUUCAGGGACUAUGUGGCCAGGGCGCUCAACUACGGACCCAUCAAGGCCAUCAUCAUCGUCGUGUUCGCCGCCUACCUCGCCGGCGCCUGCUACGGCAUCACCAACCUCAAGGAGGGCCUCGAGCGCCGCCACCUUUCAAAGGAGGACUCCUACUCCAUCAAGUUCUACGACCUCGAGGACGAGUACUACAGGGAGUUCCCCUACAGAAUUCAGGUUGUGGUUGACGGUCCGCUGAACUACUCGAACAGGACUGUGCAAGCGGAGAUUGAAAACCUGAUGACGACCCUGGAGAACACGUCGUACAUCACGUCGCCGAUCUACUCAGAGUCGUGGCUGCGCUCGUUCGUCAACUACGUGGACCGCAACCAGGACUACCUCAACAUGUCCAUCGACACCGAGGAGGACUUCAUCAAGACCCUGAAAAAGCUUUACUUGUCCUCCCCAAAUCCGUUCUCUCUGGACAUCAAGUUCAGCGAUGACGAAAAGCACAUCAUCGCCUCCCGGUUCCUCAUCCAGGCUGUCAACAUCACUGAUGCCAAUCACGAAGAGGAAAUGGUCACUGAUCUGAGGAAAAUCUGCAGGGAAUCGAGCCUCAAUGCCACCGUCUUCCACCCCUACUUUGUCUUUUUUGAUCAGUUUGAGCUGGUGCGUCCGACGUCGAUCCAGUGCAUGGUUCUGGCCGCGCUGGUGAUGAUGGUGGUGUCGCUGCUGUUCAUUCCGAACGUGCUGUGCUGCUUCUGGGUGGCGUUCUCGGUGAUCUCGAUCGAGACCGGCGUGGUGGGCUACAUGGCCCUUUGGGGCGUCAGCCUCGACUCGAUCAGCAUGAUCAAUUUGAUCAUGUGCAUCGGCUUCUCGGUCGACUUCACGGCGCACAUCUGCUACGCGUACAUGUCGUCCAAGGCGAAGGAGCCCGAGGAGCGGGUCCGCGAGUGCCUCUACGCGCUCGGCCUGCCCAUCAUGCAGGGCGCCAUGAGCACCAUCCUCGGCGUCAUGGUGCUCUACUGGGCCGGCAGCUACAUCUUCCUCACCUUCUUCAAGACCGUCUUCCUCGUCAUCUUCUUCGGCGCGCUGCACGGCAUCCUCCUGCUGCCGGUGCUGCUCUCCCUCUUCGGCCCGGGCUCCUGCUGCCCCUCCGACGAGCCCCUCGACCCCGCCGACGACGACGAACUCAAGAUCCGCGUCCAGCAGGCCAGACAGGUCGUGCCCAGGGUACACCACCUCGCCCACCCCGCCGCCUACAACCUCGGCGUGCUGCAGCCUCACCAGGUUUUGCCCUUUGGCUGCACGAAGCAGUGGGAGGCAGACAAGGACCUGGGUCUGGGCACGUCUGCCGAGGAGGAGUCGAGUCAAUCGAGCAGCAAGUCGGGCAAGUCGGCCGGCGGGCGGCGGCAGCGGUCGUCGCCGCCGGUGGCCGCCGGUGCGGACGACGCGCCGCGCCGCUUCCGGCCGCUGCAGCUGAUGGAGGUGUACAGCAACGCAGGCUACGACCCUGACGAGGAGCGACGCGCCGGGGUGCGCCGCCCGCCCUGGCACCUCGCCCACGGGCUCCACUACCCCGCGGCGCCGCCCUGCAGGCCCAACUGGCACCGCAAGUGACGCAACGCCCCCUGACCCCCAUCCUCCCACCCACCCACCCCCCUCAACCCCAUCGGACUGAACUCGUCAGCACACACAAGUGAUUUUAUUUCCAUUCCCGCGGACUAUGCGCCAAAGCCGCUCCUUUUCUCCGCCGCUGCAACGACUUUUUUCGCUGCUGAAAUUGUGUAGGGAUUAUUUGGGAAAAUGUUGCAUUUUUUGGGAGCUAAAUGAAUGGGAACUUAUUAUAUCAACGUUAUUGUACAUAUUUUGUUUGUCAGUAUACGUGUGAAAGUUUUUUUUAAUAUUGAAAGGGAAAAUAGAGCCAAAUUCAUUUUCCCUACUGUUUAACACGCAGUACAGUGAUUUUCUAGGCUUAAGGACCGGAAAAGUUUGCAUAUAAAAGAGCAAAAAUCGGUGCAGACCUCAAUAAAUUAUUUUAUUAAAAGAUGAAACAAUUUAUAUUAGCAAAAAAAAUCUGAUUUUUUAUUUUGAUUUAAAAUUAUUUUUUUUAAGUAAAAAAGGAUUUAAAAAAAUACUGAGACGAUCGAUCGUUGAAAUCUUCUUGUCAUGAAUAAUUUCCCCCUUUUCCAAUGCCUUUGUUAAUCUAUCAUAGUACACCAGAUUUUAUCACCUCUCGAAGGAAUAAUAUUUUCAUCCUUUUUUUAAUUUUAAACAAAUAUUCAUAGUAAUUUAAGUAUCGACUUCUCCCAUCCCCAUUUACAGUUUUCAUUAUAUUCCCUCGAAAAGCGUUGCAGUGGAUGGAAAAGAGGCCGUUUUGGUUGACUGUCCCAAUUGGAUAAGACUCGCCUCGGACGGAGAACGGCCGAAAAGUUUGUUCUAGUGUGUCAUGGCUCCCGUUAAUGGUGCCCAAUUAAGGGGAGUGCACAUGACUUGAUAUUUUUUUUUCACAAUUUGCUACUGCUGUAUGUAUAUUUUAUACCAUUAGACUCCGUGGCAAGCUCAAACCCACGAUUACCCGAGCUAAAUUUUAUGUGGUGGUUAUUAAAGAAACACGGAAAAUCUCUAUGCUCACUCAUCGGAAGGAAACAAUUUUUUUAACUGUAGGAUUAAGCAAAGAAAAGCCAUUGUGUUGUAGUUUUAUUGCGUGACCGACUGUACAUAAACCGUAACUUUAUUGAAUAGCGAAUAAAUUUGCACAAUAAAAGACAA
This is a messenger RNA of Cloeon dipterum, 4439 nucleotides long. It is a transcript of the gene Ptr, whose product is annotated as Patched-related. The transcript is spliced from 9 exons. Gene Ontology annotation, cellular component: plasma membrane; cytoplasmic vesicle membrane. NCBI's taxonomy places the organism in Eukaryota, Metazoa, Arthropoda, Insecta, Ephemeroptera, Baetidae. The coding region runs from base 228 to 3287 and encodes 1019 amino acids. The record is from RefSeq and is a predicted model, not a curated record.